Messenger RNA from Mangifera indica (mango), 816 nucleotides. Its product is annotated as nodulin-26-like. Gene Ontology annotation, biological process: transmembrane transport. Gene Ontology annotation, cellular component: membrane. Lineage: Eukaryota; Viridiplantae; Streptophyta; Magnoliopsida; Sapindales; Anacardiaceae. The record is from RefSeq and is a predicted model, not a curated record. Bases 1 to 816 code for a protein of 271 amino acids. Gene Ontology annotation, molecular function: channel activity. The transcript is spliced from 6 exons.
AUGGCCUCUCAAUAUUGGGCAAGAUGUUCACUAAAACCUCCAUUAUCUUCUGUUCUAUCACUAAUUGAAGAGGGCAAAGCCAGUCCUUCAGAUGCCUCAACCAUUAUUGUUACUACUGUUUCUCCCUCAAAUGCUCAUAAGACAAUUGCAGAGCUUCUGGGAACUUUUGUGAUUAUGUUUGUAGGAUGCGCAUCCUGGAUGAUCGACCAAAGAUACCACGUUACCCUUGUGGGUGUAGCAAUAGCAUGGGGCUUGGUUUUGAUGGUUAUGAUAUAUACAUUUGGCCGUGUCUCAGGUGCCCAUUUCAAUCCUGCUGUUACCAUCGCUCUUGCCGCAUCUGCAAAAUUUCCAUGGAGACAGGUACCAGCAUAUGUUGCAGCACAAUUGGCAGGCUCAACAUUGGCAGUACUAACACUAGCUAUGCUGCUCCAUGAACAAAUGAACAUAGGUGUCACAGUGACUCAAUAUUCAAAGCCAAAAACUCAUUGUGAAGCUUUUGCUUGGGAGUUCAUUCUUUCAUUCAUUUUAAUGCUCACAAUCUGUGGUGUAGCAGCUGAUAACAGAGCUAUCAAUGAGCUCUCAGGAAUCACAGUUGGAGCCACAAUGUUGUUUGAUGUCCUAGUAGCAGGGAACAUAACAGGAGCUUCAAUGAACCCUGCAAGAAGCAUAGGCCCUGCCCUUGUUUCUGGGCAGCUUCAUUCCCUUUGGCUUUACAUUUUGGCUCCUACUCUUGGAACUAUAACUGCUUCUUCGAUUUACUGUCUUGUAUGGUUUCCCUUGCCUGAGAAUUUUGGUGAACAGAAUACCAAAGAGUAA